Closterium sp. Yama58-4 is the source of this 198-nucleotide messenger RNA. The record is from the annotation of a GenBank genome assembly. NCBI's taxonomy places the organism in Eukaryota, Viridiplantae, Streptophyta, Zygnematophyceae, Desmidiales, Closteriaceae.
ACCGGCAACUAUCUCUGCGGGGAGCAUCGUCGUCGUCGGGAGGAGGCGGGUUGCCAGACGGUUCUUCGUGCCGCCUGGACUCCUCGCUUAGGCCCGCCGGGGAACCGUGCGCCGCCUCGCCCUUCGUGUGCGUGGUGACGAGAGUGCCUACAGCCAAGGACCCCUUCUACAGGGGCGUCUGCAACUCCUCCUAUGCUG